Coniosporium apollinis CBS 100218 is the source of this 1485-nucleotide messenger RNA. RefSeq names its product 3-dehydroquinate synthase. Lineage: Eukaryota; Fungi; Ascomycota; Dothideomycetes. The transcript has 4 exons. The record is from RefSeq and is a predicted model, not a curated record. Gene Ontology annotation, biological process: antibiotic biosynthetic process. Bases 1 to 1485 code for a protein of 494 amino acids. Gene Ontology annotation, molecular function: 3-dehydroquinate synthase activity.
AUGUCAGACCUCAAGGCUACCGUCCAAGAGACCAAGACCGGCUUCCACGUCGAGGGCUACGAGAAGAUCGAAUAUGACUUCACCUUCCUUGACGGCGUUUUCGACACGAAGAACAGCAACCUUGCCGACUGCUACACGCGAUGGGGACGCUGCUUGGCCGUCAUGGACCUGAACAUCUACAACAUCUACGGCGAGCAGAUCGAGAAGUACUUUGACCACUACAAGAUGGACCUGAAGAUUCACAAGACCAUGAUCGGAGAAAAGGCCAAAACCAUGGACACGCUGCUGAGCAUUGUUGACUCCAUGACCGAGUUCGGUAUCAUCCGAAAGGAGCCUGUCCUGGUCGUUGGUGGUGGGCUGGUCACUGAUGUUGCCGGCUUCGCUUGCGCGGCCUAUCGUCGAAACACCAACUUCAUCCGAGUCCCAACGACUGUCAUCGGACUGAUCGAUGCCUCCGUCUCGAUUAAGGUGGCCGUCAACUACGGCAACUACAAGAACAGGCUCGGUGCCUACCAUGCCCCGAUGCACACGUUCUUGGAUUUCACCUUCCUCCGAACUCUUCCUAAGGGGCAGGUCCGCAACGGCUUCGCAGAGUUAAUCAAGAUCUCGACCUGCGCUCAUCUUCCUACAUUCAACCUGUUGGACAAGUACUGCGAGCAGCUCAUCGAGACUGGUUUCGGUCGCAAGGACGGUGCGCCCGAGGAGGUCACCAACGCCGCAGACGAGAUCAACCGCGCCGGCAUUCACGAAAUGCUGAAGCUGGAAACCCCCAACCUGCACGAGAUCGGUCUGGACCGAGUCAUCGCUUAUGGCCAUACGUGGUCUCCUCUCCACGAGCUGGUGCCUGAGGUACCACUACGACACGGCCAUGCCAUCUCGAUUGAUAUGGCAUACUCCGCCACUCUUGCCAACAUGCGCGGCCUCCUCAGUGAUGAGGAGCACAAGAGGCUCUUGAACCUCUUCUCACGUGCCGGUCUGUCAAUGGAUCACCGUGACUUCAACGAGGAGAUCCUCGACAAGGCAACCAAGGCCAUUCUCAAGACCCGUGACGGCCUGCUCCGCGCUGCUGUUCCCAACCCCAUCGGCUCCUGCGUCUUUUUGAAUGACGUCUCCGCCGAGGAGAUGAACGCUGCCCUCCGGAAGCACAAGGAGAUCUGCAAGGGAUACCCGCGCAACGGCGAAGGCCUUGAGGCUUUCGUUGACUCCAGCGACACCGGGUACACCAUGAACAACAAGCCCGUCGAGGCCAAGACCAACGGCGCGAACGGCCAUGUUUCGAACGGCACUGUCAUCAACGAUGACACGAAGGUCAAUGGCAAGCCAGUCCAGAAUGGCGAUGCCGUCAAGGCGGCGACCAAGCACGCUUCGGGCCCCGAGGGUGUCGAUGGACUCCAGAACCCGGUGACCAACGGUGCUACCGAGCACGCCAACGGCCUCAACGGACACAGCAAUGGCACCAACGGCCACAGCAAUGGCGUGCACUGA